ACUAUCUGCGAGGCUCUAGACGGUGAUCGAUGGCUAAGACUGCAAUCGUCACAGGCGCAUCGUCCGGGAUCGGACGCGCCACAGCCAUCGCACUAGUACAGAAAGGCUGGAAUGUAUCCAUCGUCGCUCGCCGCCGUAAUGAGCUGGAGAUCACUGCGGGUCGAUGCGGCGGCGACCGCUAUCCCUUUUCUGCGAAGCUGAGGAUAUGCGUCGGCGAUGUGACGGACGAGGCCUUCGUCAAGUAUGUCUUUGAGGAUGCGGUGAAGAUAUUUGGCAGAGUCGACAUGGUCUUCAAUAACGCCGGGAUGAACGUGCCGCAAGUACCUAUCGAGGACCUCUCACUGGAAGCUUUCCAAAGCGUCCUCAACGUGAACCUCGUUGGGCCAUUCCUCUUCACCCGAGAGGCCGUACGGACCUUCAAGGCGCAAACGCCGCAAGGAGGGCGAAUCAUCAACAAUGGCUCCCUUUCCGCGCAUGUCCCGAGACCCCAGUCGGCGCCUUAUACCUGCUCGAAGCAUGCCAUCUCUGGGCUUACGAAGGUGACUGCCCUCGAUGGCCGUCCCUUCAAUAUCACUUGCACGCAAAUUGACAUAGGAAACACCCAAACCGAACUCAUGUCCGUUCACCAAGCGGGCGCGAAGCAGCCGGAUGGCACCCUCCACCCUGACGGCACUUUCGAGCACCGCCUGCUCGUCGAGCCGACCUUCGACGUGAAGCACGUCGCGGACGCGGUGGUGCAUAUCGCGGAGCUGCCGAACGAGGUGACGGUGCUGGAGAUGAAUAUCAUGGCCUCUGGAGCGCCAUUCGUCGGGAGAGGGUGAAGGUGAUUGUCUUUCGCUGGGCAUGAUUGCCUUGAAGAUGGAAUGACAUGACGAGAUGUUCACUGGCUCACGAAAUACUAUGUACUUGUAAGCAGGGCGCUUUCGAAGUCUCAUGUCAAA
Molecule: messenger RNA, 941 nt
Organism: Schizophyllum commune H4-8
Lineage: Eukaryota; Fungi; Basidiomycota; Agaricomycetes; Agaricales; Schizophyllaceae
Product: NAD(P)-binding protein
Exons: 7
Coding region: 30-821 (263 amino acids)
Molecular function (GO): oxidoreductase activity
Source: RefSeq, a predicted model, not a curated record